This is a messenger RNA of Fusarium coffeatum, 1353 nucleotides long. RefSeq lists its product as uncharacterized. The coding region runs from base 1 to 1353 and encodes 450 amino acids. The transcript is spliced from 6 exons. NCBI's taxonomy places the organism in Eukaryota, Fungi, Ascomycota, Sordariomycetes, Hypocreales, Nectriaceae. The record is from RefSeq and is a predicted model, not a curated record.
AUGAAUGAGCCUAACUACUUCAAUGUCCCGUUGGGAACACAGGCGUCAUCUACCUACACCUCUACCUCACUUUUUCCAACCGGACCUAAAUAUGAAAACUCAAUGAGGCAUCAGCCUAGCCUACCUUCGAUGCCAGAGCAUGUUUUCUCAGCCCCUUUGCCUUCCAACAGCACCACACCUCGUCCUAUAAACCGACAGUCUGUUGAGUCGUCUUCGGGGUUCAGCGUCGACCCUCCACGACCUCCUCGCGAUGGGUUCGACUACACAAGCAAAGGCUUCUUCAAAUGGCGAAACCGCUCAACAAAGUCCGCAAGUGAAUCUGACGUCCAAGACCUGGCGCUUGCCUCUCCUUUGACAUCGCUUUCGGCGCCACCCAACUUCCAAGGCUUUGAGCCACCACCGCCAAGACCACCUUCCAGUCCCUUUGUCUCUGAAUCGGCGCACGUCUUCUCUUUGCAACACCCUAGCGUCACUCAAUUCUCGGAUCAGAUUCUAGAUUCCAGCUCGGUCUCGCGAAGGGAUAGUACAGAUUCUAUCUCGCCGAUGAAUAAUUACUCUCUACCCUCGCGAACAAUAAGUACUCCACCUUCUACACCACCUACCACCGGGAGUCUCUAUGGAAAAGCAAAGAAAAGUAUCGGAUCCAAGUUGAAGUUCAAAAUUCGCAGAGAGAUCACACCACCUCCAGCAAUAUUUGAGCAUGAACACCAAUGUUCAGGUAUGAACGGUACUGAAAACUACUCCAGUAUGCAUCAAGUCACAAAAACGGGGGCUUGGUACAAGGAUGAUGUCUCAAAAACCAAGCUCCGUCGAAGAUUCUUUGGCCGCCCGCCGUGGACCCGUAAACAGUCGGCAGACUCUUAUAGCAGCGUGACUAGCUCAGUGAGGGAGAUACUGAAAGGUGAGACUCCUCCCCCAUCUCUGGGUUCAAGUUGUACUUCUUUGCAAGUCAACUGUGUUGAUAGCCCAUAUCCAGGAGGGGAAGCGAAACGCAUCAAGACUCCUCCACUAGCUGAAGACACUGCAAGCGGACGACCACGUUCGUUCUUCACCGAAACAGUCGCUCCUGUCGAAGAUGAAAUGGAUUUCCAAGCCUGUUCUUCAAGAAGACACUCCCUACAGACAGUCCGACGUACCAGCUAUGCUCCUGAUACAUGCGAGUGGUGGGAGAGGAUCCCUAAGAAACCAGUUCGCAGGAAUCCUUUCGAGGAGCCACUUCCUUUCAAGUUCCAAAUCCUGGAACAUUUACCAAGCAGUCCAAUGUGUCCGGCGAACGAGAGGCAUGUCAGUGGUGGAAAGGGCGUUUGUGUUUAUCACGGCCGCAGAAAAGGGGCAUCAAAACUGAGGUCAUGA